Molecule: messenger RNA, 2688 nt
Organism: Orbicella faveolata
Lineage: Eukaryota; Metazoa; Cnidaria; Anthozoa; Scleractinia; Merulinidae
Source: RefSeq, a predicted model, not a curated record
AGCUGCUGGAUGACGUGAGGAAGAUGUCUUUCGAGGGACAGAAAGAAUCAGUCUCAUCCCAGUGUGCUUUGUUCGUGUGCAACAAAUGGGACCAAGUUCCAGAGAAAGAAGUAAAAGAGGUCCAGCUUCAUGUGAUCAAGAAGCUGAAGAAGUGUUGGCCGGGUUUUGAUACCAAGUCACAGAUAAUCUAUAUGUCAACAAAAAACGCCAGUAUCGCUCAGAACUACGGAAUUAUUACUGAAGAUUUUUUUUCCCUGAUGAAUGGCAUGAGGUCGAUGGUUUUGAAAAGCAUUGAAGCGCGGCUGGAAAUGCACAGGAAAUGGCUGGAUUACUUUCUCUCUCGGAUAGUUUAUCAAGCAAAAGCUUUUGUGAUGAUCGCCUCCAGGGACCAGGACGAAGUCGCCCGCAAAUUGGCUUUGAUUAUCAUUCGUUUGAUGCGAAUUGAAGGAAAACAAACCGAAGUCAUGGACGAGCUUCAUAACUACUUGAAGGCUCGUGUCAGAGGUGCUGUCCAGGAGCUCGGCGAGUAUCUUAAGUCAGACGAUGUCAGAGCUCGCUUCACCUCGUGGGCCUUAAACGAGGUUCCAAAGGCAGAGAGCUCCUGGGAAGUGACUAAAAGCAACAUCGCGAAAGCGUUAAACAAUCGGCUGCGAGAAAUCAUCGAACUUUGGGAAGAAGAUAACCAAGUAUUUUCGGAUGCUCGCCAGUCCCUUUUACAACACUUUCAGCAAAAAUACAAUUUUGUUGAAGGGCAGCUGCGGAAUCUCCAGGGUGCUGUCACAGAUGAUGACGUCGACGUUCCAGAAAGUAUGCCAGCUGAUGAAGGCUUCACUAUAGCAGAAAAGGUUGUCAUCGGCGUCACUAGCCCAAUAUGGGUUCCUCUUACCCUAGUUGCACUGGUAAUUGGUGCCCCUGUGGUGGGAAUACUGUCGAUUAAAAGCAAGAUAGAAGAUAGAAGUAGGAUCAAGAAAUACGAAAGAGACAAAUGUGCUUUUAUGGCUGAAACAGCUGCAGACUACCUCGAUGAUGUUACAGACGAAAGCGUGCUCAAGGUGUUUGUGAAGGACCAACUGAAAGAAGCUAAGCUGUGUCUAAAGCAAAUUGAAGCCCGUAUUCCCGAGCUGAUCGAGGGUGACAAGAUGUUAUUUAAACAACUCCGUGAUGAAGGCCGUUCAAAGGAAGAGAUAAAGGAUUUGUACCAACCAGUCAUGGAUGAAGCUUCUGAUAUCAGGGGACAUCUGGCGGUAUUUGCAUUGAAAGAAAUCCGUGCCAUUGAAAUCAGCAGCAAGGAGUUAGACUGGAAAGAAGACAAGCCCUCCCGUCUUGGAUGUGGUGCAUUUGCCACUGUGUAUCAAGGGAAGAUGAGAAAGCAAGGGAAGGAGCAAACUGUAGCAUUAAAGGUUUGCAGCGACGUGCUUGAUUUCAAAAAUGCAAGCCUCAUCAUGGCGGAAGUAGAACUUUUGAGAAAAUUGGAGCAUCCCCACACUGUAAAGUUUUAUGGCACAUCCCUUCUCAAGAGCGCGAACACCACAAGAGUGAUCCUGGUAAUGGAAAAGUGCAAAGGAAACUUGAAGAGUCAGAUCUUCGAUCACCCAGAAGCAGCUCCAGCAAAAACCACGAAUCCUGCUGUCAUUAAAAAAGUAUAUCAAUGGGCGAAGGAGAUCACUGAAGCUCUUGCGUUCAUUCACAAUCAGGGAGUUGUCCACAGGGACCUCAAGCUAGAGAACAUCUUGCUAUCAGAGGAAAACUCAGUGAAGAUAACUGAUGUUGGCGUUUCUAAAGACGUAAAGGAUAUCACGGGUACUUUGGCGGGGAUCCCUGUGUACAUCGCACCGGAAGUGUUUCAUUCCAAGUUAUAUGACAGCAAAGCAGACAUCUACAGCUUUGGCAUAAUACUUUGGGAGAUGUGGUACGGGCGGCAGGCCUUUGCUAAAUUCAGGAGGCCGAUAACAGCUUUUUUUAGUCUGGUGGAUGAAGGCUACCGUCCGAAAGAUGUGGAAGGUGGAAUAAAGCCUCCAGGCCGCUUGAAACAAUUGAUGAGCCGGUGUUGGGAUGGAAAUCCAGAGCAACGCCCUUCUGCAGAGAUUUGUAAUCAAGAACUUACUAAACUGUCUCAGCAGGUUGUAUAAAUUUUGAUUUCGGUUUUGUAGGGUUUUUUAUAUUCGGAAGCACUGAAACAGCACUUUUAUCAAAAAUAAGUUAGAACAUUGAUUAGCCUUUGAUACUGAAGUAAGGUCGAUUGGCUUUCGAAAAAAGGGCGCAGGAUAGAUCUGUUUGGCCCACAAUCAAACAAGGUCAUCUUUAUCCAAUAGACUCUUUUAAAACAAGGCGGAAUAAUUUACUGUCUUAAUGUAUAUAAUUUAUCAGGAAGGUAUAGUUCCUGGGCAUUUUGGGUUUAUACAUCCCUCUCGUUUCGGUCUGGUGCAAUAAUCAGUGUGUUUUCGAGAAAAGAAGGGGCAGCUAGAUACGAACUUUAGUUUUGCACCACAUUUUCCAUUGACACAACGGAAUUUAGCUUGUGAUAUAGAGAUCGUUUGUCUUAAGCACAUAAAUUAGGCAGAAAAACUCUUUCAAACUGAAUAGCAAGUAUUUUUGCAAGUAGAGAUCAUUUAUGAACAAUAGGAAUAGAGGAAGAAAGUUGCAUUGUAAACAAUAUAUACUAAUAUAAAAUAAUGGUACCUUUCUGAG